Messenger RNA from Kluyveromyces marxianus DMKU3-1042, 828 nucleotides. It is a transcript of the gene PET54, whose product is annotated as Pet54p. The coding region runs from base 1 to 828 and encodes 275 amino acids. Gene Ontology annotation, molecular function: nucleic acid binding. The transcript has a single exon. The record is from RefSeq and is a predicted model, not a curated record. Lineage: Eukaryota; Fungi; Ascomycota; Saccharomycetes; Saccharomycetales; Saccharomycetaceae.
AUGAGGAUCUUCACACCUUUGUUCCAAUCUGCCUACAAACUGCCCGCUAAACCCACCAAAUCGUCCAACAAACUGUUGAAAGAUGUGUUUGCAGUGGUAAAAGAGAACCCAGUUCCAGCAGAAGCGAGCCUGCGGUUGGGGUCCGACGACACAUUCCUGGUAUUUAGAACGUACAAUCCGUCGCUCAAAAAGGAAGAUUUCCAGUCUAUUAUCAAUCCGCUUUCCAGUGCUCUAGAAUUGCAGGCAAUAAAGAAUUCGUUCGAGAUAACCAGGUUCAGAGACUCCAGGUACUUCACGUUCCUCGAUAAGUACGUGCUACGGUUCCCGACUCAGAUGGAAUUGAAGCAGUACUUGCUAUCGACGAAGAUGAGUAUGUUGGACGACAGGAAGGUGAGGUUCGGAAUCAAGGACACGAAGGGCAUCCAGCGAGACUUGUGCAAUUAUUAUGUGAACUUGAUGAACGCGCGUGAAUCUGCUGAGGCUUAUAAGAACGGGUUGGUAUUGGAUCGAUCUGACGAUAGUAGCGGUAAUAACAUUAAUAGUAAUAGUUCUGGAGCUGUUUCGGCGAUUGACUGGGAUGCUCUACAGGAAACGGAACGUAAAUCGGUAGUCGUAUGGAACCUCCCGCAGGAGUGGGACGAAACCACAUUGCAGGAACGAUUCUGGUGGUAUGAUAUACACCACUCGUUCCCCUUGCUGGUGAACCAGGAGAAAAAUACGUCCUUGACGUUCAUAUAUUUCAACGAGAUCAGAGAUGCGUACCUGUUCAAGAACAAUUUCCACGGAGCUCUGGUGGAAGGAAACAGAUUAAUGAUAGAGAAGUUGUAA